Messenger RNA from Schistosoma turkestanicum, 1704 nucleotides. The record is from the annotation of a GenBank genome assembly. Lineage: Eukaryota; Metazoa; Platyhelminthes; Trematoda; Strigeidida; Schistosomatidae.
AUGAGGGAGUUAAAUACUAAGUUGUCAUAUGAUUCUCAUUUUAUCAACAAUGAUAACAAGUUUUGUGACCGUCAAUCAAAGACGUACUUCAAAUUCCCCUCGAUUCGUCAUAAAUCCGAGGAUGUUAAUACUUCUGAUUCUUUCAUUCAAUCAGGAUACAAAUUCAGCUAUGAAGUAGACUCACCUGUUAAACAAAUUGAGUUUACAAAACCAUCAGAUUUAAUCCGUCUCAAUGGGCUAGAUGGUCGAAAACAAACAUUCGACUUCAGUACAGCUUUUAAUUUUUCCGAAACCAAGUCUGACAAUCUGGAAACUGGCAAUAACUACAAAACGAUCUUCACCUACUCCGAUCCUAUUACAAAUACUGUAGACUAUCAAUUAGACAUUUGUGAUUUUAUGGAUUCUGCAUAUUCUAAAAAUGUAAACAGCCGAAUACAUUAUUCGUUCCUUGUUCUCUCAGCUCUACUAUUAGUUGUAUUCUUUCCAUUUUUGUGCUGGUUUUAUGUGAAGCAUCUUACGAAAAGUGAACGAAUCAUCGUAUUUCGGCUAGGAAAACGAAUGAAAUCUAAGGGACCAGGUUGGGUAUUUCUAUUACCUAUAUGUGAUCGUUAUCAUUUAAUCACUCUCGAUGAUCAACUAGUGAAGAUUAAACCUGUAUCUGGUGGAACGAAAGACGAAGCUGUUGUUGAAGUGACGUGUUCAAUAAUAUUUUAUCUAUUAGAACCAGAUUAUGCAUUUAGUACAACUAAUAAAAGUCCUAUAGAAAUCGCUACUACACAAACUCAACUAUGUUUACUUUCAGCGCUUACUCAUUUAGAAUGGCAUUAUUUAGAACAAGGCAAUGCAAAAGUUGACUUGGCUAAUGAAACAAAAGGAACAUUAAAUUCUCGUUGUGGUCCAUAUGGAAUUCAUGUAAAAGAAGUUACUAUUGAUAAUUUAGUUCUACUCCGUCCACCACCAUCACAUAAUCCCAAAUCAAACAUUGAACUAGUGACUAAGCAUUUGCAACAAUUAUCAUGUGUAUUGUUGAAUAAUCGAGGCGACAAAUCUCUACUAAAAUCACCUGUUAGUCAAUUAGAAAUAGGACAACAACAGACAGUCAAUCUAUCUACUAAUAGUUCCAAGCAAACAAUGUCAAUACCAAUGGCAACUGAUACUUCUGAUAUAACAACAUCAAACCCAACAACAACAAUAACAACAACUAAUGAAUCGAGUUCCAUUGAAUCUACACCACCAAUGAUGAAUAACAUACAAAAUCAGUAUAGUUUCAAAUCGUUCAAUACUCUAUCCCAAUUACGCUUUUCACAUAAUCAUCCUGCUUUAUCCAAAGCUAUAACACGUGCACAAGGUUUACUUAAUAGUGAUAUUGCUUGUCAAGCACUUGAACGUGCAUCAUUACAAUUAGUUAUAUCAAUGCAGAAUAAAUUUAUGAAAGAUAAUUUACCAGCAUUGAAUUCAAUAGAAAAUCUAGGCUACAUUCUACUUUAUUUAGAUGCUGGGACUGGCACAGUUGGUUCAGGCUGUCUACCGUCUAAUAAACAACCGCCAAAUGUUACACUUUUUAUUCACAUUGACGAUUUAAUCGAUGUGGUAGAAGGUCGUUUGGAUGUAUUAGACGCUAUCGCAUCUGAUAAAGCUUUCAUGACUGGUUCAUUAUCAAUUUUGUCGAAAAUGCGUCAUUUACUCUAUAUGCCUCCAUUUUGA